Molecule: messenger RNA, 928 nt
Organism: Lampris incognitus (smalleye Pacific opah)
Lineage: Eukaryota; Metazoa; Chordata; Actinopteri; Lampriformes; Lampridae
Gene: gpsm1a
Product: G protein signaling modulator 1a
Exons: 4
Coding region: 423-923 (166 amino acids)
Molecular function (GO): GTPase regulator activity; protein binding
Source: RefSeq, a predicted model, not a curated record
GCAGCAGCAGCAGCAUCAGCGGGGAGGCAGCGGUCCCAGAGAAGCGGCGCGGCCGAGCACAGACGUGUUGUCUGACACACAUUCAGCAAAGUCUGCAAACAAAAGUUGCUGCAGCAAGGCUGCCUGUGCGUGCGUGUGCGUGCGUGGGAAGUAUGAGGUGGAGCUUCUUCAUCAUGGAAAGCUGGAUGAAGUUUGUUCUCUGAGCAGCUGUGUGGACUGUGGUCCUGGAUGUGGUGUCAGUGCUGCUAACUCAGAUUAUCACAACAACAACCAGCGCUGACCACAGGACUGUCCUACACUCUUGGUCUGGGACCCGCUGCCCACGCAGGACCUGGUCCUCUGGACCCUAACGGCUAACACCCGCCCUCUGAGGAGAACAGUGAUCUUUGACCUCCUGGCCUCCACAUCCUCUCACAGCUGUCAUGGCUGAGAAAACCACAGUACCCCUUUGUGAACCUGCUAACAGCCAUUCUGGUUCCUGUCCUCAGCCCGGCUCUGGCUCCAGCCCUGCUCCAGGAUCCAGUCCGGACUCCAGAACCAGACACACGUCUAGGAGAAGGCAGGAGGAGGAGACAGAGGACCUGUUGGAGCUGAUAGCAGGGUUUCAGAGCCAGAGAAUGGAGGAGCAGAGAGCCAGCAUCACCCUGCUCCCGGCUGCUCCAUGUGGAACCUACGCACUCCAUACCAGCCCGGAUCUCCCCAGCCAGACCUUCUACGACAUGCUGAUCCUCUACCAGUCUAAGAGGAUGGAGGACCAGAGAUGUUCUGUACCGGAGCUUGAUGAGAUUUCAGCUUCGCUUCCUGAUGGUCAAGAGGAUUUCUUCAGUCUGAUCCAGAGAGUCCAGUCCAGGAGGCUGAAUGAACAGAGAGCCUCGCUCCUGAUCGAACACACUGAAACACACACUGACACACACACACACUGACACAG